GAAUCGUACACUCCCUCAUCUGACAAAGGCUGCUCAGCUCUCAGUUCUCUCCUCCUGCUGCUACUUUGAGAUUGUGUGUGCAAUAUCAGAGAAAGCGAAAUUAAGAAGCUGGAAAAAUGGAGAUCGUUCGACCUCAGUGGAAGCCUCCAUCCAACGACGUCGUUCCAACACUCCCUCUCUAUCGCUCUGCACCUGCUCUUGAGGUCAGACUCGAAGAUUUCGAGCUCUACGCCAUGGAUCGACUUCGAGUUCUCAAAGGUAUCUCUGAUGGAUUGUCCCGCGGGAAGAAGCCAGAAGAAAUGGAAAAAUUGGUAAAUGACCUAUGGAAAAUAAAUAUGAGGCAUCCACAGGCAUUAGAAGUCCUCAACAAGGAUGUUAUAUCCCACUUUGUUUUGCGUCUAGUUUAUUGUAGAACAGAGGACCUCAGGAAAUGGUUUCUUUCCAUGGAGACUGCUCUCUUUCGCAAUAGAUUUCGCCUUUUGACUGCUGAUGCUCAGAGGGCUCUAUUGGCAGAGUUUGGACUUCCAUACAGGGUGGUUGCCAGGGCUGAAUUUGAGGGUGUAAAGGAAAAAUUGGUUCAAGUUACACGCUCGAUUGGUCAGCCUAUACUGUCUUCUGAUGUCAUAUUCUACAAGGUACCAUUUGAAGAAGUUCCAGAACUUGUAGCUGGUCGUAGGGUUUUUAUCUGCAAAGGGCAUGCUUAUGUUGCCAUGAAUCAGGUUGUUUCGCUUGUUGUUACACAAUUUCGAAGUCUUCUAUCGAAGGCACUCAUUCUAACAAACAGGAAAUGGACAUCAAUGAUCAGAGAACAGGAAAAGGAUCGCUUAACUCCUAUUGUGGAAGCACUCUGCUCAAGCUAUCUGGGUCCUGACUAUUCUCAGCCUAAAGAAUUUGCUGAGAUAUCAAUUAAAGACUUUGACUUGGUAGCUAAGAGUUCAUUCCCUCUAUGCAUGCGCCACCUGUUUGAAAAACUCAGAGAAGAUCAUCAUUUAAAGCAUGGAGGGAGGAUGCAAUUAGGCCUUUUUCUCAAGGGUGUUGGCUUGAAGUUGGAUGACGCUCUUGCAUUCUGGAAAGCAGAGUUCUCCCAAAAGGUUGGUGGAGAGAGGUUUGACAAAGAAUAUGCCUACAGCAUACGCCACAAUUAUGGAAGAGAGGGAAAGAGAACAGAUUAUACACCUUAUUCUUGUCAAAAGAUAAUCUCUUCAACUCCAGGUGUUGGAGAUCAUCAUGGCUGCCCUUAUCGGCAUUUCAGUGAGGAAAACUUGAGGGCUGCACUCUGUAGAAUGGGAGUAAAUGGCGGAGCAGUGGAGGAUGUAAUGGACAAAGUGCGAAAUAGACAUUAUCAGUUGGCGUGCACUUUGACAUUUGAAGCUAUUCAUGGGUUAUCAUGUGAUGCUGGGAUUAACCAUCCUAACCAAUACUUCAGCGACAGCCAAAAGACCCUGAAAGUCAAGAACCAUUCCUCGGAGCAAGGAGAAUCUAUUGGCGAUUGAUGGUGCUAAACCUAAACGCUGCUUCCUUUCUCAGGUGAGCAUGGUGGAGUUUUGCACCAUUCAUAUGCACAUGUACUUUUGUUGGAGAUGCAGGCUACUUAAUUGUUUAAUUAAUAUAUGCAUAUAAUUUGUUAAAUAGUAAGUCUAUAAUGUUUAAUAGAACACUAACUCAAAUGAAUAUUCUGCUUUGGAGGAUGAGAUUUUUGAUCUAUGAGGAGAUUCUAUUUGUGGCUAAA
Molecule: messenger RNA, 1729 nt
Organism: Hevea brasiliensis (rubber tree)
Lineage: Eukaryota; Viridiplantae; Streptophyta; Magnoliopsida; Malpighiales; Euphorbiaceae
Product: probable DNA primase large subunit
Exons: 20
Coding region: 117-1493 (458 amino acids)
Biological process (GO): DNA replication, synthesis of primer
Cellular component (GO): alpha DNA polymerase:primase complex
Source: RefSeq, a predicted model, not a curated record